CUCAUUGGAAACAUCAACACGAAAAACGUGAGAAACGGCAACCCUGUGUUCUCACAAAACAGUACCGAGUGUGGCACUUGGCCGUGCCUACAGUGCCCACAUGCCGUCGGCACACACCCAAAUGUUUGUGUUAUUUACCCUAAAAUUGCCAUGUGAUAAUUUCAAAAAGUGUCAUCCAACAAUUCCAUCAUCAACAAUGUAAUCAGCCACCAACGUGCCAAUAACCACCGAAAAUGUGGACAACAACUAAAACAACAAAAUACGGAGUCGCCGUUUAUAAUUGGAGGGGCGAUACGAGGUAUGGGCUGCCCCUCGAGAUUGGCGAGACAGUUCAGAUAUUGGAAGAGUGCGCAGAUUGGUAUCGAGGCUUUUCUACGAAGAAUCGAACAGUGAAGGGCAUAUUUCCAAGCUCCUAUAUUCACCUAAAGCCAUGCAAAAUAGAGAACGAGGGCCUCUUCGAGUCCGUUAUACCCGUCGAGGAUCCUGUGGUGAGGGAAGUCACCCUUGUACUACGGGAAUGGGGUUCUAUCUGGAAACGACUAUACGUAGAACGAGAGAUCUACAAAUUCAACACACUGAGAAAAGUUAUGAGAGAACUUUUGGAAUGGCGAAGGCAAUUGUUGGCCGGUACAUUGACCACCGAUCAAACACGAGAACUCAAACUUCGGAUUAUCAACAAGGUCGACUGGGGAAAUCGAAAAUUGGGAUUAGACCUGGUGCCUCGUCAAGGAGCGCACAUGGUGGAUCCCGACACGAUGUCGGUGGUGGAGCUCUACCACGUGCACGUGCAGAGCGCGGAGAAUUCUCAGGGUGCAUCGGCCCGAGGCACUUUGCGUCGUAAGGAGCACAAAAAAGUACUCACCCAUCACCUGUACUUCUGCAUGCGAGACUUUGGCCACUCGGUGGGUGAAGAUGCUGAAAUUUACUUCUCCCUGUUUGACUCACGACGUGGACAAUAUUUGAGCGAAAGAUUUUUGGUGAGAAUAUCCAAGGAAGGAUUCUCCAACUAUAUCGAGAAAUUGCACAGCAAUUGCACUAUAUUUACGGACCUGGGUAAUGCCGAUUUGAGUCGGGAUUUGUACGUCGUCGCUCAUGUCAUGAGAUGUGGCAGAAUGCUUUAUUCUGAUUCCGGAAAAAAUAAAGCUGGAAGUGCUGUUUACAGAAGGCCACAUGGGGUGGGUGUGCUACCACUGGCUGAAGCUGCCCAAGAUCACACUGAGGAGUUGGAAAUGACUUUCAAGGUGUAUCAAGGUGAAGAAAAAGAAUUUCAUCAACUUCACGAGCAAAUAAUCCGAAACAACAAGUGUUCGCCUCUGCCAGGCCAGCCGAAUUACGGUAUAGUGGUCUCCCUUCGUGUCCUCCACGGAGAGCUUUCCCAAGUGCGAGAGGAAAAUCCUCUGCUCUUCAAAAACAUCUGCCUAACACGAAAGCUCGGCUUCUCGGACGUGAUAAUGCCAGGUGACGUGCGAAAUGACUUGUACCUGAGACUAGAGAGAGGUGAAUUCGAACGAGGUGGUAAAUCCACUGGUAAAAAUAUCGAAGUAACGAUGCUGGUUCUCGAUGCUGAGGGCCAGCCCUUGGAAUGCUGCCUCUUUGGAGCAGCUGGUAUGGAGGGUAGCUCUGAGUACCAGAGUCUCGUUAUCUACCACCACAACAGCCCCUACUGGGGUGAGUCAGUGCGAUUAGCAGUGCCAAUAGAUAAAUUCUACGGUAGCCACAUUAGAUUUGAAUUUCGUCACUGCUCGACUCGCGAGAAAAAUGACAAGAAAUUAUUUGAUUUUGCUUUUGUUCGCCUAAUGGAUCCCGACGGUGGAGCUACAAUUCAGGAUGGCCUCCACGAGCUCUACAUAUAUAAAUGCGAGGAACGUGCCAAACUCGAUUCACUCAGUUAUCUGUCACUGCCUAGUAGUGCCAGAGAGCCCAAUUGUCCGGGGAUUCCCCCAUUUACCAGAUCACCCAAAGAAGCUGUAUUCAUAACCACACUUCUUUGCAGCACAAAACUCACCCAAAACGUCGACAUCCUGAGUCUUCUCCAGUGGAAGGCACAUCCUGAUAAGAUAUCAGAGGCCCUGGGUAGGGUUCUCAGGCUCGAUGGGGAGGAACUCGUCAAGUUCCUCCAGGACAUCCUUGACGCUCUCUUUGCUAUGUUUCAUACUGAGGAUGGAAAUUCCACUGAGCAUUCUGGUCUUGUUUUCCAAGUGCUCGUGUCGAUAUUCAGUUUGUUGGAGGACUCCAAGUUUGAGCACUUCAAGCCCGUGAUGGACGCUUACAUAUCUGGACAUUUUGCUGCUGCACUCGUUUAUAAAGGAUUAUUGAGUAGUGUGCAGCAUUGUGCAGACUGGGUGACUGCUGCAGAAAAACAGGAGCCCAUUAUGAAGUGCUUCAGGUCGCUCGAGUAUAUUUUCAAGUUUGUUAUUCAGAGCAGAUUACUUUUUGCCAGGGCAACCGCUGGGCAGUACGAGGACAGUUUCAGGAGGGAUCUUUUUUCAGUCUUUGUGGCGCUCAAUAAAAUGCUUACGAUACCAUAUGAGAUGGUGCAUGACACACAACGGGCGCUACUCAUGUCUGUAUCCGCUGUAUUCGAGGAACUUACCCAGCUUCUCCCCGCCCUGGAAGUUGCGAAAUUGACGUGCACGAUGCUGGACUCAAUCCCCAGGGAUCCACCGCCACCGUUGAUCCAAGCAAAACUCCUGGCAAUAAAAAAUCUCGUAACUUCCUCCCUUUUUCAAGACGACGAGAGCCGUAAUCUCCUUCUCUCCACAAUGUGCAAACACUUGAAGAUUCACUUAGCCCGGAGAGAAGAGCUGAGAAUGUGCACUGAAAUUCUCGGUGAGAUCCUCAGUUUUCUCCACAAACGAGGAAGAGACACCAACAAAGUGAAUAAUUGCAUCCAUCACGAUAUAGAAACAUUGUGCAUCUCCCUGCUGGAUAUUCUCGUGCAGACGAUUCUGAUAAUUAUAAAUGCUAAUGGGCCUGUCUUGGGGUGUCUCGUUGCCUGUCUGAUUGGUCUCCUUCAGCAGCUGGAUGAGUACCAUUAUGCCAGACUGUGGGAGGAGUUGACGAGGGGAGGCGAGAGAAAACCCCUCAAGGAUUUUCUUCUCAGGGCUUUUCUUGUGCUGAAGGACCUCGUCCGCCAGGAGAUAUUUCCACCUGAUUGGCUGGUCAUCAGGAUGCAGGCGAAUAAUGUAAUCCUGAGGAGUUUGGAGGAAUUGGCUCAGCCACUGGCCUUCAAAUUUCGACAUGGAAACUUUGACUCACAGCUGUGGUCCAUGUAUUUUAAUUUGGCUGUGGCUUAUCUUACACAGCCGUCUCUCCAGCUGGAGCACUUCUCCGAGGUAAAGAGGGAGAAGAUUGUGGAGAAGUACGGGGAUAUGAGAGUCCUCAUGGGCUUCCAGAUUCUCUCGAUGUGGUCAAAUCUGGGGGAGAAAAAGCUCGAGUUUAUUCCGGGAAUGGUAGGACCCUUUUUGGAGGUCACACUCGUCCCUGAGAGUGAACUCAGGAAGGCAACUCUACACAUAUUUUUCGAUAUGAUGGAGUGCGAGCAGAGGGCCAGGGGAAGUUUCAAAUCUGUUGAGUCCGAGCUCAUUGAUAAACUGGAUAUUCUUAUCAGUGAGAAUAAGGGCGAUGAUGAGUAUCGACAAUUAUUUAAUACUAUGGAGCACCUCAGUGCUGUGUUAUUAGAUCGUGUACAAUCAGAGGAUCCCACCUGGAAAGACAGUGGAACGGCUUUCAUUACUUCAGUGACUCGACUCCUUGAGAGAUUACUGGAUUACAGGAACGUCAUUCAGGGGGACGAGAACCGUGACAAACGCAUGUCAUGCACGGUGAAUCUACUGAACUUCUACAAAAAUGAAUUCAACCGCAAGGAAAUGUACCUCAGGUACAUCUACAAGCUGCAUGAUCUUCAUCUUGCGGCGGAGAAUUAUACAGAGGCUGGAUUUACCAUGAAACUCUAUGCCGAUCAGUUGAGCUGGGAAUCGACGACACUUCCGGCUGAUCAUGCCCAUCCACAGCAACCAGAAUGGCAGAGAAAAGAGCUUCUCUAUCAUCAGAUUAUCCAUUACUUCGACAGGGGCAAGUGCUGGGAAAAGGGGAUCCCCCUAUGCAAGGAGUUGGCUGUGCUCUACGAGAAUCGUCUCUACGAUUAUGCUAAACUCAGUCAUAUUCUCAAGAUGCAGGCCAAAUUUCUAGAUAAUAUUCUGACGCAGCUCAGACCGGAGCCUGAGUAUUUUCGCGUCGGCUUCUAUGGACUCAGUUUUCCACUUUUUGUCAGGAACAAGCUGUUUAUUUAUCGAGGCCUGGAGUACGAGAGGAUAGGUGCCUUCACCCAAAGACUUCAGACUGAAUUUCCAAGUGCACAAAUAUUGAUGAAAAAUUCACCACCGGAUGAGAGUAUUAUUUCCUCCGAGGGGCAGUUCAUCCAGAUCUGCAACGUAAAGCCAAUCCCCGAGGAAUCGAGUCUGGCUUGUAGUUUCUCAGAAAUUCCAGACCGCAUCGUAGUCUUUUACCUCGUAAAUGACGUUCGCAAGUUCACAUUUGAUCGUCCCCUGCACCGAGGCCCAGUGGAUCGAGAAAAUGAGUUCAAAUCCCUGUGGAUUGAACGAACGUCGUUGCUGACAGAGGCUAAACUGCCAGGAAUUUUGCGCUGGUUCGAGGUAAUCGAGCGUCGAACGGAGCUGCUUGCACCAGUGCAAUACGCCUGCGAGACAAUGCAGAACGUGGAGUCAGAGUUGCGAAGGCUAGUCGCCCAGUACACAGCAGAGCCCCACAGGAACAUAAAUCCCUUCAGCAUGCGCCUCCAGGGGAUUAUCGACGCUAAUGUCAUGGGGGGUAUCACAAAGUACCAAGAGGCUUUUCUCACUCCAGAAUUCUCGAGACUAAAUCCAGAGAUGGUGCCCCACGUUAAUAAAUUGAAGAACCUGAUCUUGGACCAAGUCAGUGUCCUUGAGUCAGGACUGCUCCUUCACGGCCAGAUUGCACCAGCAGGUGUUCAACCCCUGCACAAACGCCUGAUCGAGAGGUUUAGCCAGUUGAAGCAGGGGCUGGGAGCCCUCACCAGGCAAAGGACAAUCCACCAAGACAGUAUUAUUAAUUCUCCAUUACCUCCACUUCCCAUCAAUAGUGAAAAGCAGAGACCAGCCACCCUGGAGACGACAGGCUCCAGGAUGUCUCACGCAGACAGCGAUGGACUCCCUGAGGAAGAGGGAUUUUACACAAGAGUCGAUGGGGCACCGCCACCGAUACCCCAGAGAGAAGUGAGACCGAGAUCUGUAGGAUACGGCACCACUCCCCCAAGACCCACCCAUCACAGGACUCUCAGCAAACCUCUGAGUCCUAAAUUACCUCUCAGGCAUUCUCUACCCACUCCUACCGAGGUCAACGAGCAGGCCAAUAUGAGGAGCUCGUGGAGUGAGCCUGGACCUGAACAGGCACCCCCUCUCCCGCCCAGAGGAUGUACACCUGAUAAGAGAGAGGUGGCAGGUACAGCACCACCAGCUCCACCCAAGAGACUCGUACAUAAGAGGAAUAAUGAGUGGAGCACCGAGGAUGACACGGAGGAGGGCAACGAUCUCAGGGACAGCGGCAUCUCAACUACUAGUUUGCUGGAUUUUCAGAGCCAUUUGAGCCAUUUGAAUAAUCUCAGUUACGAAGAUUUUGAACCCAGAUCCAGGAGCAAUGACAUGAUGAAUAUUUCACCACCUUCUGUGAUAAGUACCCUCAGUGCGUCUAGUGGGGGAUUCACUGGGGUCAGCUUUCAGGGAUCCACGACUAUUUUCAGUCAGGAGUCAAGUCCACCACCAAUUCCACCGAAAGCCAGUCAAGAUCUUCCCUCGGCGCCAUCAACCCUGGAGCGUCCCUCCAAUCGUCUCCAUGCAGUUGCGAAUGCUGAAAACUACUCGGUCCCCAAACUCCAGACCCUCUCAGUCGCAUCCGACACCGAGAGCACCGUCUAGCAUCGUCCUAGUCCUUAGCAGUUAGUCCCACCGUUGAAAUCGGGAGCAUAACUAUUCAAUAAGCUACUUUAAUCAUUAAUUAUUUGCGAG
This is a messenger RNA of Fopius arisanus, 6044 nucleotides long. It is a transcript of the gene spg, whose product is annotated as dedicator of cytokinesis spg. Gene Ontology annotation, molecular function: guanyl-nucleotide exchange factor activity; small GTPase binding. Gene Ontology annotation, cellular component: cytoplasm; plasma membrane. The record is from RefSeq and is a predicted model, not a curated record. The transcript has 14 exons. Bases 234 to 5954 code for a protein of 1906 amino acids. Lineage: Eukaryota; Metazoa; Arthropoda; Insecta; Hymenoptera; Braconidae. Gene Ontology annotation, biological process: small GTPase-mediated signal transduction.